Messenger RNA from Syngnathoides biaculeatus (alligator pipefish), 1795 nucleotides. Its product is annotated as forkhead box protein fkh-2-like. The transcript has a single exon. Lineage: Eukaryota; Metazoa; Chordata; Actinopteri; Syngnathiformes; Syngnathidae. Bases 747 to 1691 code for a protein of 314 amino acids. Gene Ontology annotation, molecular function: sequence-specific double-stranded DNA binding; DNA-binding transcription factor activity. The record is from RefSeq and is a predicted model, not a curated record. Gene Ontology annotation, cellular component: nucleus. Gene Ontology annotation, biological process: regulation of transcription by RNA polymerase II.
UUUUCGGCUUGUCCCGUUAGGGGUCGCCACAGCGCGACAUCUCAGAUGAAUGUUUGUAUUUCUUUGGCACAGUUUUUAUGCCGGAUGCCCUUCCUGACGCGACCCCUCUUGAGAGAGUGGAGGCCCCAGUGGGAUACGAACUCACGACCGUCUAAUUUGUGCAUUUUUUUUCUAAUGGCCGCAAGGGAGGCACUCGAGCGGAAAAGGUAAGCGUGAGACAGGUGCAAUAUAUGUGCCAAGGAAGUGAGUUUUACCUGUUGGUUUUUUUUCUUUUUUGCUUUUUUUUUUUACCCGCCCUGUUAGCGCUGCACUAGCUUUAGCACUGUGCUAUCGUGUUACUGCUGUGUCUCUGAUUUUUACCAGUGUUUUUUUUUUUUUUGCCUAGCUUUUUAAUUCUUAAAAAUAAAUUUAUAAAAAUUUUAAUUAUGUUAAUGUCAUGUGGGAGGUUUAUAAAUUAAAUGCGUGGUGGUUGAGGAGAUGUUUAGCCUUAGAGGCUCCCCAGUUGCUAUAUUCAAUUGUAGCUCUCAGUAUUAUUUUUACCACGCCAGUGCAAAACUAACCCUCUCAAUACAGUACUGCAUUUAUCUCAAGGCAAGAUGUUUGCUUGUGCUCGGGGUGAAAUGAUAUUUUUGAAAUAUUCAUGACUGAGCAAUUGUUUGAGUGGAAUCCGGCGAGUUUGGUGCAGUUCUUGCACCACGUGAGUUCCACAUUUGGCAACAAGUGUGCGGUCACCGUGUGAUGGUGUCAUGCGCAUUUGCUGCCACCGCUGCUUUGCCAAAAAAAAAAAAAAAAAAAAGAGGCAGUCUCAGCUCUUUUGGCGAAAGACUUUGUGCUCCCUGCACGUCUUCUUGCAACCACUUUUGUCGUCGAUUUCAACCAUGGAGACUUCACAGGGUUUUUGCCACAAGUCUUCAUUCAGCAUCAGCAGCCUGUUGUGGAAGAACCGCGAGACAUCCAGCCAAGAACUUGUUGACAGUAACCCGGCGAGGCAGGCCACAGACGGCAAAGGCGACCUCAAAGCCGACAAACCCCCUUUCAGUUACAACGCCCUCAUCAUGAUGGCGAUCCGCCAAAGUCCGGAAAGGCGUCUGACCCUCAGCGGCAUCUACGAGUUCAUCAUGCACAACUUUCCCUUCUACAGACACAACAGACGCGGGUGGCAAAACUCGAUACGGCACAACUUGAGUCUGAACAAGUGUUUUGUCAAAGUGCCGCGCCGUUACGACGAUCCCGGGAAAGGCAGCUACUGGACGCUGGACUCCCGCAGCGAGGACGUCUUCAUCGGAAGCACCUCGGGAAAGCUGCGGCGCAGGACCGGAACCGGGAACUCGCUUGCAUCCAAAGGUGCUGAGCUCCGCGUCAUGUCAACGAGCUCUUUUUACUGGCCGGUACCGCAGUUGGUGCCGCUCCCGACACCGGUGCGCACGCAGCACUCGGGAGCGGAGCAUCGCUCUUCACGACGCGUGUGUCCGAGCCCAGGCGGUUCCGGCACGAGUAGCUUUGUGCAAACGCACCGCGAGAUGUCUUAUGUUGGACUCAGCUGCGCGCAAACCGCCUGGCGACGCCAAUAUGGCACCGACUCCUUCUCCGCGUCCAUCCCGACUUGCAGCACCUGCUCCCUGCAGGAUCGAUGCCCUCUCGGCAUGAUCUCGGGGCCAGCCGACUUCUUCCACACCGGCACAAUGCCGUGAUGUCACUCAGAGUGGACCGACAAGAUUUCCCACGGACAAGUUCGACCAAGGAGCAUGUCAGUCGAAUAUAGAUUAUGGACCCUGCAUGAUAUUUUAAAACUAAA